UGCCCCACUAUUAAUUGCAUUUCAGUACCUCAUGAGCGUUAUAAUUGAUAGGUCAAGUGGAAUGGAGUUUCAUGGAAUUGUGACUGUUUAACUGCCAUGGUAGGUUCACAUUGUUUUUAGCGAAAUCAAUUCAGCGCGGCAGGAAAUUUGGGAUUUUCGCAGCAAGUUAACGUAGGCACAGCCGUCAUACGCCGCGUUUGUAUGGCACUCGCAGGCCUCCCGGAGUGAACGACGACGAGCGCGGUCAAACUCAUUCCCUUUGACUUAUGAGCGUUUAUCUGUCAAAACGAAAUUUUCAAGAGCUGAUUUGACAUUCCGUCGCAAUGCUUUUAAGUUACAACGCGAGGGCAAUCAAAAACUGACAUAACGUUCGCGGUUAGACGCAAACCUCAAACGGUGCACGGUCACUCACUCAAGCAGCAAACACAAUUACAAUGCGUGCGGAAUGCGCACGAGAGAACCUACGGACCGCACGCAGUUUCAAUGAACAAUGGAGGUUUCAGGUCGGCAAGGUUUGUUCUAAUGACAGAUCAACAGAUGCAAAUGGCAGCGCUUUUCGUUUUCGGCUGCUACUUUUGAUUGUAGUUAAUUGGAAUAAUUCCGUUUUGUGGACUGUGGAAGGCACUAUUUGAGUUGCAUGUACUAAUUAUUAAUGUCACUUGCAUUAGCCCCGUCGCUUCCAUUCAUAGAUAUUAAAUUUAAGCCGGAGGUCAGUGCACUCUUAGAGGCAUCAAUUGCAUGGUUUUAAUAAUAUAUGCACGCAAUUCGAUUGUCCACGCACAAAAUCACGGCAUUGCACAUAAUCUUCAAGUUUAUGCAUCUUAUUUUAUGUUAUAAAAUUCAUACAAUUAAUACCUCUAAGUGUGCACAUACCUCCAGCUAAAAUUAAAUUUUUAUGAAUAAAAGCGACGGGACUAAUGCAAGUGACAUUAAUUGUUAGUAUUUGCAACUCCAAUAGUGCCUUCCACAGUUUUCACUUCUUGCGUGCCGCAUUGCACAUCGGACUUGUUGUAUAUUGCUUCAUACAACGGGGAAACACAAUUAAGUUGCGCGCGUAAUUUGCACGAGAGAAGCUAAGAUCCGCACGCAGUUUCAAUGUACGAUCAAGAUUUCAGGUCGUUCUGACGACAGAUUACUCCAUUUGCAAUUUGGCGGCGCUUUUCGUUUUCCGUUGUUAUUUUUGAAUUUAAUCAAUUUGAAUGAAUUCGUUUUGAGUCCUGUCGCUUCCAUUCAUAAAAAUUGAAUUUAAGCCUAAUGUAUUGGUAAAGUCUGGGAGAGAUGAAACCGUAGAAGUGGUUGUAAUUUCAAAGAAUCUCAACUCGAAAUUUCCUUCUGAAACUAGUGCUAAAAGCACUUUGGAAAUGCCUUGAUAAUUAAACACUUGCAAUACCCUCAGACCCGCUCCAUUCGGAAGUGUACAUGGGACACAAAUGGAACGGUAUCGACCGGUAGAAGGAGGUUUCGUAGCCCAAUGCACAGAUGGCGCUACUGGUAUUAAAUUCAGGUCAAAUCCUGGAGGAACGAAGAAUGUAUGACAUGUGGACAUUGAAAAUACCUACCGACACCUGUAUUACUUUGAAUACCAAAACUGAUAGUGUACGUGAAAUAGUUGGAGAAAAUUUUGCAAAUGUUGACCAGCCAUUAUCAUCACCUACUCUACCCGAAAGAAAGAAAAGGAAGACCACAUCUAUCGCGAACGAGGAUUUUAAAAAACGGAAUGAAUUGCCUCAAAUGGCGUGUGAACAGAUGAAAACUUCAAAUGACGAGGUGGAGGUUCUAGCCAAACAUUCGGCUUUCGAAUUUAGGAAUUUAGCAACCGAUCAACAAAUAUAUGCAAAGAAAGCAAUAAACGACAUUUUAUACGAAGGUCGUUUAGGAACUUUGCAUCGAAAUUCUAUUUCCAUAAAUAAACCACACACACGCCCGACUUCUUCGACCUCAUCUUUUGCGUUAUUUUUGCCAUACCCGGAGGUACCCCCUCCAUACCAGCAAACAUCAUCGCAACAUUCAGAAUCAGUUAAUCAGUGUUUACAUGAUUACGAAACUUACGCAAAAGCAACACAACUUUUAUCUGAUCCUCAAUUUAAAGAAUAGAAAUUCUCUUUACUUUGUGUUUAU
Molecule: messenger RNA, 2118 nt
Organism: Hermetia illucens (black soldier fly)
Lineage: Eukaryota; Metazoa; Arthropoda; Insecta; Diptera; Stratiomyidae
Exons: 5
Coding region: 1480-2094 (204 amino acids)
Source: RefSeq, a predicted model, not a curated record